GAGACCCAGCCGCGGCCAGCGUGGCUGCCGCCCGUAAAGGAGCCGAACCCAGUGGGGGCGCCGCCAGAGGCCCCGUGGGCAAAAGGCUGCAGCAGGAGCUGAUGACACUCAUGAUGUCUGGUGACAAAGGAAUUUCUGCCUUCCCUGAAUCGGACAACCUUUUCAAAUGGAUAGGGACCAUCCAUGGAGCAGCUGGCACGGUAUAUGAAGACCUGAGGUAUAAGCUGUCCCUCGAGUUCCCCAGUGGCUACCCCUACAAUGCACCCACAGUGAAGUUCCUCACGCCCUGCUACCACCCCAACGUGGACACCCAGGGUAAUAUCUGCCUGGACAUCCUGAAGGACAAGUGGUCUGCCCUGUACGACGUCCGGACCAUCCUGCUCUCCAUCCAGAGCCUGCUAGGAGAACCCAACAUCGACAGCCCUUUGAACACACAUGCCGCCGAACUCUGGAAAAACCCCACAGCCUUUAAGAAGUACCUGCAAGAAACAUACUCCAAGCAGGUCUCCAGCCAGGAGCCCUGACCCAGGCCGUCAGCCUCUCCUUCUGUCGUCUUACUUUUUCCUUAUUUGAUCUGUCCUUGAUUUCUGUUAGGACUCUGUAUCUCGAGCUGUGGUGUUCUUUUUGUUUUGUUUCCGUUUUUUAAAUUAAGUGUCUAUUUGAGCCCUCGUGUCACACAUUAAAUAAAUGCAUUUUAGUUGUUUUUUGUA
Messenger RNA from Tupaia belangeri chinensis (Chinese tree shrew), 710 nucleotides. RefSeq names its product ubiquitin conjugating enzyme E2 C (gene UBE2C). The transcript is spliced from 6 exons. Lineage: Eukaryota; Metazoa; Chordata; Mammalia; Scandentia; Tupaiidae. The coding region runs from base 102 to 524 and encodes 140 amino acids. The record is from RefSeq and is a predicted model, not a curated record.